Molecule: messenger RNA, 3519 nt
Organism: Kwoniella shivajii
Lineage: Eukaryota; Fungi; Basidiomycota; Tremellomycetes; Tremellales; Cryptococcaceae
Exons: 5
Coding region: 1-3519 (1172 amino acids)
Biological process (GO): signal transduction; regulation of GTPase activity
Cellular component (GO): cytoplasm
Molecular function (GO): phosphatidylinositol binding
Source: RefSeq, a predicted model, not a curated record
AUGUCAUCUUCUUCUAUACCUCAACGUCUAAAUGCUCCCUCCUCCUCACAAUCCAAUGUCUCUCCUAAGAGCACACGGUCUCGCGUUUCUCCAGGCGGAUCACCCCAAACUGGACAAUCGGCAAGUCCUCGAGCUUCACCCAGGACCAGCAGUUCCGGUGCUAUAGACCUCGAGACAAUCAUUAGAGCAAGUGGAGGGGAUGUAAGGAAGGCAUUAGAGAUAAUGGUAGCAGAGAGGAAUAAUCUUCAAGCGCAAAACACACAAUUGUGGAAGUUGAUUGAAAAGCAACGGGGACAAUGUGCAACUUUAGCUUCGGAUAAUGAUAGACUACGUCACGAUAGAGAAAAAGCAAAUGAGAGGUUGACGAACGCUGGAUUAGAAGCUAUUGCCGUAAACAAACGCUUGUCCAAUAGUUCAAGCGUUGUUGGGUUGGGACUGAAAGCCGAACAACCUCAAAUCAGACGCCAUAACUCAGACCGAGACGAUACUCCUACCAAAGAAUCAGUCGGACAAUUGUCUGUGGACAAUUCGACUACUAGCUCGCCUGUACAAGAACAACCUCCUUCCGGUCUUCUACCUUCCCCUAUACCUGAUAGGAAAAUGAGAAGAGAAAGUAAAAUGAUAUUUCCUCCAGAGGUUUCCACCUUUAUGAGUCUUGCUGAUUCUCCUAGAGAUGCGACACAUGUGAUACCGAAUAUGCCACCAAGUCACAGCUAUAACACCCUCAGUCCAGCUUCACAGUAUUCCGCAAGUCCUAGUGUCAAUGGAAGGGAAGAAAUUGGUGUGGUACCGCCCCCAUCAUCUAGAGCAUUGGCUGCGACAACCGAAAUUUCCGAGCCCACAAGACUAAAAGAACAAUUGGAUUCUAUACCUGAGCGCCCACCACCUCGUGAAUCGAGCAUGAAGUCUCCUACACCAGAUAGGAACUCGACGAAAUCGCCUGUUCAGUCCGUAUCCGACACCAUGUCGACUACCAUGUCACUGGAAGAACCAAUCAGAUCCUCAUUUGAUUCAUCACAACUUCGGAAAUCCCACGAUACUACCCCUCGCCCUUCACUAGAACCUCAACCAGAAGCAAGCCAAUCCAGUUCAGUCGUGAAUGAUAUCCGAUCUCGUUCAAUGAUGACUCCUGCUUUGUUAUCUUACUCUAGGAUAUCGAUACCGAAUAGUACGGUGUUCCCCAACAGUAGUGGAAGGGAUGUAUUGUGUUUUAUCAUUACAAUAACCGCUCGUCCCCCAAAUUCUCAUCCAAUAACUUGGAACGUAGCCAAGCUGUUUAGCGCGUUUCUAGAUCUUGAUACGAAGAUCAAAGCCAAAUCUGGUAAAAGGAGUAAAGAAUGGAAACAAAUGGUGACAGCUCUGCCAGAAGGAAGAGCUUGGAAGGAUUUCGCUCCAGGCAAGAUCGACCAAAGGAAAUCUGCACUAGAAGCGUAUCUCCAAUCUCUUCUUCUGGCGCCAAUCAGCGAUAAAACCGAUUUAUGCCAUUUCCUCAACAGCGACCAUGUCAAAGCCAAAGCAGAAAGCGCAAAGAAGGAAGGUUAUCUGACGAAAAAGGGAAAGAACUUCGGUGGUUGGAGAACGAGGUAUUUCGUGUUAGAAGGUCCGGUAAUGGAAUAUUACGAAUCACGUGGAGGGAAUCAUCUCGGAUCAAUAUCGAUCACAAAUGCUCAGAUAGGUAGACAAAAUCGUCCGGCUGAAUCUACCGAUGAGCGAAACUUCCGACACGCUUUCUUGAUUAUAGAGGCAGCCAAAAGAGGUACUACCAACAGACAUGUGUUAUGUGCCGAAAGUGAUAUGGAAAGGGAUAGCUGGAUUGAGAUGCUUGUGCGAUAUGUCGAUCCCGAGCCUGUCAUGCCGAUCGUCCCGCAAACUUCAGUUCCAGCAUCGUCAUCGUCGUCUUCUUCGGGUCCCGGUCUCAUUAGGAAACGAAGUCAAUCCAAAAAGAGCGGCAAGGAUGUUGUUGUCACUGCGGCUCAGCCUAUGCCCACCCUCGGAACAGACUCCAAGUUUGCCGGUGCUCCUUCGCCUAGUCUAAUCAAUUCCAUGGAAUCUCAAAAGGCUAUUCAAAGCAGCCAAUCUACUUCCUCACAAGCUUCCAACCCAUCAAUAUCUACGCAGUCUUCUGGACUUCCUCAGACACCUACAAUUGAAAGCAGAAAUGCACAUCCUCAAGCAACCAAACUCUCUCAUCACUCGAGCUCGUCUCAUGGCAGUGCACCGAUGACAAUGGUGACAAGUCCCUCAUCCGACCUCCUAUCCAACUCCCCACCUACAAACUCCGAUCCUACGCCUCGUGCAAAUGAACGGCAAAGUAUGAUGCCUGGACGACCGGCAUACUCGCCUGCUUACCUGACCAGCCUAUCAAAUCAAGGAUUGAAUGCACCCCCAGGCCUAAGUGCCGAGAAAGAGAGGGACCGAAAAGCGAAGAGUAGAGGUUUUUGGGGAUUCGGCAAAACACCUGAAAAGGUUACCAGACCAGUUUUUGCUGUUCCACUCACCGAAUCAAUCGCCAUUGCUUCAGUUGCCAAUCUACCGGCUAUCGUCUUUAGAUGUAUAGAGUGGUUAGAAGCGAAGCAGGCAGAACAGGAAGAAGGGAUAUAUCGGCUCAGUGGGAGCUCAGCAGUCAUCAAAGGUCUGAAAGAUAGAUUUGAUCUUGAAGGAGAUGUCAAUCUUCUGUCUGUAGAUGAGUACUGGGACCCUCAUGCUGUUGCUGGACUGCUGAAGACCUUCUUGAGAGAACUACCAACCAGUUUGCUCACGAGGGAACUGCAUGCUCGGUUCUUGGCUGUUAUGGACUUGAUCGAACCCUCUGCGCGAGUUGCCGAAUUAUCUCGCCUAGUCUCAGAGUUACCACCACCAAAUUACGCUCUCCUUCGUGCUCUCACCGCUCAUCUGAUUCUGAUUGUCCGCAACGCUCCAUUGAACAAGAUGACUUUGAGAAAUAUCGGUAUCGUGUUCUCACCCACACUUGGUAUACCGGCUGGUAUCUUUUCUGAACUAGUCAGCCAUUUCACUGCUAUUUUCGAUGAUGCUCCAAUGGAAGAUCCGACUAUUCAAGUUGGGAUCAAAAGUGAAGAAGAAGAUAUGGAAGAAACGAUCAAGAGGAAAAGGAAUAGCAUGCUCUAUCAGGCUGGAGGCGUAGACGCAAUGUUAGGUCUAACUGGAAGAGCGCUGGAUCCAUCCGCUGAGGACUCGUCUUCCGAAAUCUCACAUGAUGGAUCAGACUCUAGUAUUCACUCAGUCCCCUCCUCGGAUAAUCUCUCGAUAUCAAACAGUCUCACUCCUCGACCACACCAAGACAUCCCAAAUAACUUUCCUUCUAGUGGAGGAUCGCUUAACGCAAAGGCAACUUCCAGAGCGCAAGAAAGAGGCUUGGCACUUGAACCGACGAAUGUAAUUUCAACAAACAAUCUGCGCCGGGGAUCUGACGCUCGUACGAACGGUUUGCCAUCUAGUCCUAGACCUGAGAUGGGGUCUGUACCUAGUCCAAGGAAAGAUAGGGAGGUAUCCGUUUCAUAA